Ixodes scapularis (black-legged tick) is the source of this 866-nucleotide messenger RNA. Its product is annotated as putative nuclease HARBI1. The coding region runs from base 57 to 866 and encodes 269 amino acids. The record is from RefSeq and is a predicted model, not a curated record. The transcript has 2 exons. NCBI's taxonomy places the organism in Eukaryota, Metazoa, Arthropoda, Arachnida, Ixodida, Ixodidae.
CUACCGGACUGACUGACAACUGAUUUGCGGACGGAUUGGUGAAGAUAAGGGACGCAAUGUCGACUGUGACGCGACGCCGACAUCGAAGAGAGCGCGUGUUCGCCCAGUACGCUGUUGUGAUGAUGGGACGGCAGCGUGUGUUCCGUGACCGCUUGAACCCUUUGGAGGAGUUCGAUGAGGACGAACUGCAGGAGCGCUUUCGAUUCGGUCGCGCGGGCAUUGUGUUCCUCGCCGACACACUGCGCCCGGACUUGGAGCGGCCGACGCGUCGCAGCCGCGCCCUCUCUGCAGAGCAGCAGGUCAUUGUCGCCUUACAGUUCUACGCCACGGGGAACUUCCUCAUCACCGCAGGGGACUACAUCCGUGUGCACGUCUCCACUGCUUCGCGGACUGUGAGGCGGGUGACUCAGGCCUUGGUACGUCGUGCCCAAGACUUCAUAGGGUGGCCAGGUGAAGCUGAGGGUCAUGCCGUACAACAGGCCUUCUUUGAGAUCGGUGGGUUUCCUUCGGUCGUGGGUGCUGUUGAUGGCACUCACAUUCGGAUACAGGCACCACAAGUGCAUGAGGAGGUGUACAUUAACCGCCAUCUGUACCAUUCAAUAAAUGUACAGUUAGUGGUUGACGUCUUUUACCGUAUCCGCAAUGUGGUUGCAAAAUGGCCUGGAAGCACCCACGACUCUAGGAUAUUCACCGAGGGCUCGUUGUCAGGCAAGCUGGCCGAUGGCGUUUACGAGGGCCUACUGCUUGGAGACAGCGGCUACACCUGCAAGCCAUGGCUGAUGACGCCCUUCCUGUCUCCGUCAUCAGCAGCGGAGGUCGCCUACAAUGCGUCACAUAGCACAACGAGGAGCAUCGUGGAACGGUAA